CUAUGCUGUGUUGACACAGUGACGACUAAUGUUGGGAUUCACACACAACCUUGCAGAUCACGAAUAUAGCCCUGAGAAUUCCUUAAAUACUUGUGAAGAAUAACCAGGAGCUAUCCUUGUCUAUGCUUUCUCUGUAUUCCUGUAGUGUUUAGGACCAAAGAAAUACACUGUUAAUAGGUUUUGGGAAGAAGAGAAGGAUGUGCAUUUUCUUUUUAACAUACGACAUGUAAGCAGUUGAGACUCAACAUAAAAGGCGGCGGAUGGACGGAGAUCCAGUCUUUAUGCCCUACUUGGAAAGAAUCUAUCCUGGCAAAGAGAAUGAUCUACAGCAGCAAAGCAGUCACAUGGCAGCUCUUCUAUUGAACACCAAGGAAAAAGGGCCUCCUUCACAAGCUCACACAUUAAGAGAAUUUGAAAAGCAUCUCAAUGACCUCAAGAAAGAAAAUUUCAGCCUAAAACUGCGGAUCUACUUCCUGGAAGAACGGAUUCAGCAAAAGUAUGAGGAGAACAGUGAUAAUGUUUACAAAAGAAAUAUUGAGCUCAAAGUUGAAGUAGAGAGUCUGAAACAAGAACUUCAAGAGAAGCAGCAGCUCUUGGAUAAAGCCUGUUCUGCUGCUGAAAAUCCCACAAGCUACAAUGAAGUUGAACUCAGGCAACAGUUUGAACAAAAGCAAGUGGAGACAGAACAUGUUCAGGAACUUCUGAAGAACAAGAUUCAGGUUUUGCUAGAGGAAGCCAGGCUCUCAAAGAAUGAAGCAGAUCGGUUGUCAGCCUUAGUUGAAGCAGAGAAGGAAAAUUGCAUGGAGCUAAAAAAAACAAUAAAAGAAUACUCCAUGGAAAUGACAGAGGCUAGGCUCCUCCAGAAGAAUUACUGUGCCACAUUGACUGAAAAAGACAAGAUGAUCCAACAGUUGGCACUGGUCUUAGACAGCAAAGACUCUCUUAUAAACCAACAAAAAGAGGAGAACAAGAAUCUUGUUACAAGUCUCGAGCAAACCAUACAUGAUCUGAAAUUCUCCUUACAGAACAAAGAAUGUGAACUGAAGAUGCUUCAGGAAAAUCUGCAUCAAGUGUCUUCAGAGUUGAACAUCGCACAAGAACUUUCUCACAAACAGAGCAUUAUCCAUACAUUAAAAGAAACUCUGCAGGAUAGGGACAAUGAGGUUGCAGAAUUGUACCAUAGAGUCGAUGACCUUAAUGGUACCAUUGCCAAACUUGAGGAAAUGCUACAUAGAAAACAAGCUGAAAAUCUACAGGCUUCUACUGUAACUUCAUCCCAGCUCCAGCUGCUGGAUCUUCAGAACACACUCUUUUGCACCAAAAGUGAGCUACAAAAGCUGCAGCAGACUCUCCGCCAGAAAGAGCAACAACUGAAUAAUGCUAAACGGUCCCAACUGCUGUUAGAGGCCGAUCUGGUAGAGGGGCAGCAGCAGAAGGAGACGACAUGGAAGCACAAUCAGGAGCUGCAUGAAGCACUUCACAAGCUACAGGGUGAACUAGAUGAGAAGACACUACAACUUAAAAAUAUUGAAGAAGAAAAAUGCACAAAAUUGCAAGCUCAGGAGCACAAUAUUCAACAUUUGAACCAAACUCUGUCCCAGAACAAACAACUAAUUCAAGAGUACAUGGACCUCUUAGAAUACCAGCAAAGUUUAUACAAGUGUGCAGGGGACAAUGAGCAUUUGGUGGAGAAAUUACAUCAGAGAAUUAAGGACAGAGAUGCAGCCUUGCAGUAUGCAAUUGAUGAUAAAUUCUGUGCUCUGGAGGAAAAGGAAAAGGAAAUGCAACAGUUAAAAACAUUUGGACGAGACAAAGAACGAGACUUGGAGCAACUGCAAAGUAUUGUUUCUGCUAAUGAAGAAACCAUAAUUAGCCUUGAUAAUCUUGUAAAGGCUAAGGACAUGGAACUGGAGCAGAUUGCAGCUGCUUGCAGGAAUCUUCAGUGGUUGCUGCAAAAAACAGAAGAGAUAAACAGGCACUUUCUGAAUGAAAAAGAUAGCAUUGUGCAACAGUUGCAGAGUGCUCUAGAAGAGCGCAGCAAAGAGAUGGAGGGCAUGACAGCAUGUUUUCUAAGAAGUCCUGCACUUCGCAGUGGAGAGCUGAUAGAAGAGUUAAAAGUCUGUAUGGAGAUGAAAGAGAAAUUGCUUCAGAGCUCUCUGCAUUCCUUAAGCCAACAAGCUGAUGAACACAAGAGAGAGAUCCAGGAGCUCUUGGAUACUAUUGCAUCAGAGAAGAUGGAUCAGGCUAUCAUUUGUAGGAACUGUAAACUUAAAGAACAGCAAAAUUUAGAAGGGAAUCUGCCUCAUCAAUUGGUUCAGUCUGGUGUUCUCUGUGGUGAUCUAACUUCCAUGUGUAUUAGACAUGAGUCUGGAGAUCUUAAAGAAGCUGCUGAAGAAAAUGAAAAAGCAGUAACUGCAGAAAAAAAUGUACUAGCCAAAGCUAAGGAGGAUCUUCAAUUCUUUUUAAGAAAAGAAAAAGAAUACCAGCAUGAAUUGUCAGCAUUGAGAUGUGUGAUCAUGAAGCAAAGUGAACAGUUACAGGAGCAGUCAGCAGACAUGGAUGCUUUGACUAGAAGCGUGCAGAUAAAAGAAGAUCUGAUUAAGGAUCUACAAGUACAGUUGGUUGACCCAGAAGAAAUGCCAACUGUGGAACGACUGACCCAGGAAGUCUUGGUACUCAAGGAAAAAUUAGCUUCAAUGGAGAUGGAUAGCCAAAAGUGUAGUGGACAAUGUGUCCAGGAGUUAUUGGAGGGAUUUGAUGAAGACAGAAGCAGGCUUAAGCAAGCAUUAGAGACAGAGAAACAGUUGCACAGCAAUCUAAUACAAUUCCAUCAAGUACCCAGAAGUUCAGAGCUUGAGGCCGAGCUGCAGACUGCACAUGCACUGAGAACUCAGCUGGAAGACACCCUGGAAAAGGCAGUAGAGCGACUGGCUCGGUUGGAUUCGAAGAACAGGGUGUCGGCCAUCAGUUAUGGAGGUUUAAUGGAAGAUAUGAGAGAAGAGGAUUUCAGCUUUCAUCCCUCUGAUAGCUUUGGGAAUGAAACAAAUGCUCCCAGUAAUUUGUCCUGUACAGGUAACGAGAAUAAGAGAGAGUUCUCCCAGGAGGCCAAGGAUAAGUCAACCACACAAGAAGAACUAUUCAUUCUUAAAAUCGAACCUGAACAUGCAGAAGUGCACUCAGCUGUUGAUAUCAGAACCUUUCUAGAUGAUUCAUGUCUAAUAAAUGAAAAACUGAAAAAUGAAAGUGCAAUAUUGGGGCAAAGAGAAGAUGAAAAGAUGGAAGAUGAUAUAUGGUCAGUGGAAGAAGAUUUAAAGCAGGAGAUUAUAAGGCUACAAGGAAAGAUGGCCAAGGCUGAAACAGUGAUUAAACAUCUUAAGGCGCAACUCGAGCUGAAUUAUAGAAACAGAGAAGAAGGUUUCAACCCAGAUCUUAUUGUUAAUAUGGUUAAAGAAAUUGAGCACCUCCAGAUGAAAAAAACUUCAGCUAAAAGUACAUUUUCUGUUUUGGUACAAAUGACAGGAAAUGAAACAUCAAAUAUGCAUUGUAGUAAGGAACUGUCAUUGGAUGCUGGAGAUAUUACAAACCCCAUUACUUAUAUGGCUCCUCAGUCAGUAUUAUUGGUAAGUAAGACGUGUCUGUGCAUUCAGAGUUUAGCCAGUUAACGGUAUAUUGGGUAA
Messenger RNA from Spea bombifrons (plains spadefoot toad), 3677 nucleotides. It is a transcript of the gene PDE4DIP, whose product is annotated as phosphodiesterase 4D interacting protein. Lineage: Eukaryota; Metazoa; Chordata; Amphibia; Anura; Pelobatidae. The transcript is spliced from 26 exons. The record is from RefSeq and is a predicted model, not a curated record. Gene Ontology annotation, cellular component: microtubule organizing center. Bases 261 to 3662 code for a protein of 1133 amino acids.